Molecule: messenger RNA, 1029 nt
Organism: Vitis riparia (riverbank grape)
Lineage: Eukaryota; Viridiplantae; Streptophyta; Magnoliopsida; Vitales; Vitaceae
Exons: 2
Coding region: 499-816 (105 amino acids)
Source: RefSeq, a predicted model, not a curated record
UUGAAGUCUCAAAAGAUGAUGGCUGAAGCAGGAGAACAGGUGGAAGCGUGGAAGAGAAGAAAGAGUCGGGAUAGAAGAAAAACAAAGUAGAGGGCGGUCAUGGAAAAGAAAAGACAACAAAGAAAAAGAAAAAGAGAAACCCAGUGAGAGGAUUUCCAGAGGAAAUAGAAAAGUAGAGAGGAAGCUCACGGGUUCUUGGGUUCUAGAUCUAGCAUAUCCCCUGAAGAGACCGCACCCUGUGAUGUGAGACCAUGGGAUGACAGUACUGACAAGAAAGAGCUUGAGGUAGCAUUACUCUCUGGACCCCAAAAUCAGAUUCAUGGUAAGACUGUAGUUGCAAUACUGAAACGGAUGUUCCCUAUAUGGCGUUGAUGGUAUGUCGUGAGCAUGAAAUUCUGCAAUUUCUGGUGCGGUAGGAGACAUAGACGGAGCUCCCAUCGAAUAUGAUUUUUCGAAGUCCAACUCGGUGCCAAACUCAACCGCAACGUCCACCUCUCAAUGCCCUGCGUGGCGUCACCGAUGGACACCGUCACCAAACCUGCCAUGGCCACUGUUGCCAGCGUCAGAAUCACCUACUCCAGCAACUCCGCUGCGGAGCGAGUGGCGUUGGUUCAAUUCCUCCAAGUCGCGGCACGUUCCUUUCGUGCUGGAUCCAGUUGUGAAGCCUGCAUUCUAUUCGGUGGAUUCGGCUUCAGAUUCCAGUUCUGUGUCAUGCGCUCCGAUGCCGAAAUUGGGGACAACAAGGUCGAAGAUGUCGAGAGUGGUGUUGAGAUCCCAUUGGGAGGAAUUGAUGGACAAGAGAGUGAAGGUUUGUGAGUGUAUGAUGCGUUCUCCGGAGUCAGAUCCGACUAGCUAUGUUUUUGAGCAAGUGGCGGGGUAUUUGGCUGCAAAGAAGCUUAGUUUUGUGUUGUUGGUAAAGGAUGAUGAGUGCGGGCCCCACUCUUACAUGGCCAUGGCCACAGCACCACCUAAAAUACCACAUCUCAUUUUUUUUAUUUAUCUUUUUUUAUUAUUCUUCAUACUUUAAUA